CGACAGUUCCGUAGUAAGCAUUAUUAUCAUCGGUCUAGGACAAUAGGCAAUCAACCUCGCUUGUUGCUGGCUGGUACUGAUAAACGCGCUUCGGUGAGAUUCACUUUCAAACUCGUGUUUGCAUUUUUCUCAAAUGAAUAACAAGCCGUCAAGUUUUUCAAUAAAUAAAUUCACAACUGACGCUCAGUUGACCGAAUAUAGGUGUACGCCGUAGAUGUGUGCCAGGAAGUGGAGCAUUGGACUUCUAUCCCGGAUACCCCGUGCUCUCCGAUAGGCAGGUAGGCCAGGAAAGUAUUCGCGAGGUCAGACGCCUGUGACGUAAAUUUGUAAAGAUAACGCCAGAUCAAAAAUACUUUUAUUCUUCAAUAUGUAGCAAUACGAUAUAGGACUAUUUCUGUAUUUUCUGCGCUCAACUUGAGUUUUGUACGGGUGCCAAAAGUUAUCACGUGCCAAUUUUUGCCAGCUAAAUUGUUUAUUUACAUUCAUAUUCAGUCGACAAUCUAAUCAUGAUGCUAAGUGUAUACGGGGUCGUUUGUUAUGGCUAAGCGUAAGGUAUUCAUUGAAACUUUGCUAGGUACUCAUUUCUCGCCGCUCGAAAAUGCCUUGUUUGUGCAACACGAUCUGGAAAUGGGGGAGGAUUUCUCAGAAAUCUCCUACAGAGGCUUCCGAUUCCUUAUCACCAGAUGUCCCACUGAUCAUACCAUGGAGCCGUACAUCAAUGAACUGAAGAGGUAUGCCACGAAAGUGGUGAUCAGAGUCUGCGAUCCGACUUAUGAUGUCCAGCCGUUGAAGAAAGCAGGAAUAAAGGUAUUUGAUCUGAGCAUCCCUGAUGGAGCUUUCCCUCCAGAAAGAGUAUUGGAAGUGUUUUUCGAGAUUGUUAGGAAGCAGAAUGCAAGCAAUCCAGACAGCUGCGUAGCGGUACACUGUGUUUCAGGGUUAGGUAGGGCUCCUGUGUUGAUAUCUGCAGCACUGAUUGAACUAGGUAUUGCCUACGAAGAUGCAGUUGCAAUGAUAAGGCGAAAGAGAAGAGGCGCGAUAAACGCCAAACAACUAGAUUUUCUAUCAAAAUACAAGCCUAGGCAUAGGCUAAGAAGAAGGAGGCCAUGUGUGAUUCAGUAAAAUAUCUUGCAAGUAUCAGUAUUAUGAACGUACGGUAGGAAUUGUUAACAAAUUGUGUGUUCUAUUUAUUAUCCAAUGUGAAAAAAUAAUAGUUCCUGUAAAAAAAUUGUCUUAUAAUAAGCUGUCUAAUAACUGCUUAUUUGUUGACAAGUUCGUUUAUACUCAAUCAUUUUAAGCAACUACGGACCUAAGUACAUUCAAUAAUGCAUAUAUACAGAUUCCUCUCUCUACCUAGCCUAAUAAAAGAACAGAUGAUGGCUUUACUGACGUUUCGACUGACACAACAACCUGUUCCUAAUGUAUAUGUACAUAAAAAAUUGUGCUACAUUUAUUGGAAAGAUGGAUUAAACAUAAGUUUUAAAAGAUAUAUUGAUGUACAGUAUGUCUAUUAUAACAUUAAAAUCAAGCAUCACAAGAAGUAUAAAUGACUAAACUGACUGACUACUUAUCAGCUAAAGACAGACUCGAUCUUCAUGCCUCACUAGUAGCAACAUAAGAACCACGAAAGUCAGAAUGAUUACUAUGUGUAUAGUUUUAUAUGAGCAAUGUAUAAUGUUUGAUCCAAUACUAUAACUAUUUACUAAAGUAUGAUGUAACUUGUCAGUGAUAAAAAAGCGGAACUAGUGACAUUUUUGAUAAAGAAUGGAUAUAUCUUCAUGCAAGAAACAAAAAAACAGAACAGUAACUUAGCAGUUCAAUUUAUAAUUAUUUUACUCUAUCUUCUUGAAGCUGUUUCUAAAGUUGCCGUCCACUUUACACGCAGUUGAAAUGCACUUCUAGCACUGAUUUAUGAAAAUUUCCUUCGUACGUUUUUAUUUUAUUUAAUCACUUGUUUUAGUCACUCAGCACACCGAGAAUGGAGCAAGCAUAUCUAUUUUAAUAUUUAGAAUAAGGUUUGCUGAUAAGUGGAUCAAGGGUUGCAUUGUGCGCUCGCGACAGCCUUUGGUUCCCUUGUUUGUGAAAUAUACAUUUUAAAACAUGCUAUAAUUAUGUACAUAUAUAUGCAUGAUUCUUUUUUAUAAUAAACGAAAUAAUGUUCA
Acanthoscelides obtectus is the source of this 2159-nucleotide messenger RNA. Lineage: Eukaryota; Metazoa; Arthropoda; Insecta; Coleoptera; Chrysomelidae. The record is from the annotation of a GenBank genome assembly.